Molecule: messenger RNA, 1792 nt
Organism: Cinara cedri
Lineage: Eukaryota; Metazoa; Arthropoda; Insecta; Hemiptera; Aphididae
Source: the annotation of a GenBank genome assembly
AUGAAUUCUAAUAUACAGUUUGAAAUAACUGCACCAGGAAAAAUAAUUCUUUUUGGUGAACACAGUGUGGUUUAUGGAAAACCAGCGAUUGCUUGUGCUAUUGAUCAACAUACAACAUUAACAUUUACUGAAAGUUAUUGCAACAAUCAAGAUUUAAAUACUAUACCAUGUCGUAUUAUAUUACCACUAAUAAAUUAUUCAGGAAUGUUGACUAUUCAUUUAGAUGCAAAACCAUCAUUUUCACCUACUACAUAUUUCCAAGAAACCUUAAAUAAGUUAAAUAAAGAUGAACAAUUUUUUAAUGAAUUAGAUACAUUAUCUGGUAAUGAAAAAAAAACUCUUACUGUUUUACAUUUUAUUUUUGGCGGAAUUCUAACAUGUUAUAUGAGGCAAUUGAAAAAUGUUUCAUUCACCAUCGAAGUAAAGUCAGCAUUGAAGUUGGGUGCUGGAACUGGUAGUUCUGCAUCUUACUGUGUUUCUCUAGUUGCAGCAUGUUUGUCUUAUGUAAAGUUUAAAAUAAAUUCUAAUGUAGAAAUACAAUUUGAUCCAUUGUUAGAUGAUUUUCAUUCUCAGAGUGGUGACAAUUUGUUAAUAAUUGAACCUUUUACACAAGACAACUUUGUAUUCAGUGAUGGGGUAAGAUUAUAGAUAUUGUUAUUUAAUAUUAUACACCAUUUUUGAUAAUAUUUUAAUGCAUAGUUUUUAUUUUGAUCUAUGUUAAAUAUUUGUUUGCGUAUUUUACGUAUGCUUUGUUUAUUAAAUUCUAUUUUCAUUGUCUUUACUUUUCAGGAAAAAAGUUUGAUUAAUCGAUGGGCUUUAUUAGCAGAAAAUUUCAUUCAUACAAAAGCAUCAGGGUUGGAUAAUACUAUUUGUACAUAUGGUACAAUGGUUCAGUACACCAAACUUAACAGUCAUAAAUUAUUGGAAGCUCCUGAAUUAAAAAUUCUUUUGAUAUACUCAGGUUUGUUUUUAUUUUUUUUUUUAUCUAAUAAUACAAAUUAAUAAAAUUUUAAAUUGUAUAUUAAAUUUUUUAUUUGUGUUUUCUAAUUACUAACAUGACCCAUUGAAUUAAUUUUUGUAAAAAUAGUUUUAAAAAUUUAAUAAUACAUUUUUUAUGUUUAGUUCAGGCAAAAUAAUACAUUUAUAUAUUUUGGAAGCCUAGGUAUCCAAAAGCUUUUGUGUUAAUAAAUAAGUUAUAUUUAUUGCAUUAUACUUUUAUGAUGAAUUUCAAAAAUCAAAAAUUAAUUGUUUAUUUGAAUAUUUUACUUUGUUCAGGCAUUGAAAGAUCUACGGGUAAUGUAGUCAAAAGUGUUCGAACUAAAUACAAUGAUGACACUUAUCGAUCAAUACUCGAUGCCAUUUUUAAUUCUAUAGGGCAAAUUGUAAAUACAGCUGUCAACUCAAUUGAUCAAAUGUCUCAAAACCCACAAAAAGAACUUCAACUAAUUAAUGUUUUGCAAGUCUGUACAUAUUUACUAUGUCCUAAUGAUUUUUAUUACAAAAUAAUAUUUUGUUUUGUUUUAAUUAGACAUUAAUGGAUAUGAAUCAAGGAUUACUGAUGUCAUUGGGUGUGUCUCAUGAAACAUUAGAUGCCAUUGUUGCCAUAUUAAAAAAGUUUGACCUUCAUGCAAAGUUAACUGGUGCUGGAAUGGGCGGAUAUGCUAUAUGUUUAGUUCCUCCUAAUGUUCAUAAAUCUAAAAUACAAACAUGUAUGCAAGAAUUAAAAGUAUAUGGUUUUGAAUCUAAUAUUUGUACAAUUGGUUGUCCGGGUGUUAGAAUACAUACAAAAUAA